Arabidopsis thaliana (thale cress) is the source of this 1396-nucleotide messenger RNA. It is a transcript of the gene LHCB4.1, whose product is annotated as light harvesting complex photosystem II. Gene Ontology annotation, biological process: photosynthesis, light harvesting. The transcript has 2 exons. Bases 219 to 1091 code for a protein of 290 amino acids. Gene Ontology annotation, molecular function: mRNA binding. Gene Ontology annotation, cellular component: chloroplast thylakoid membrane; membrane. The record is from RefSeq and is marked reviewed. NCBI's taxonomy places the organism in Eukaryota, Viridiplantae, Streptophyta, Magnoliopsida, Brassicales, Brassicaceae.
AAUGGACUUGAAACAUCACCAGAUAACGCAGAGUUUAAUAGAUAAGAUUAGUAAUCCUACUCACCGUCAGAUGGAUUUGUGAAUCGAUCCAACGGUCAUAAUCGUCUUUCCAAGAUAGGCCAGCUCCGAAACUCACCUCCACGCAUCUAUAAUCGUGUAUCAAGAAACGGAUCUUUCUUCUCUAUCUUCUGAAUAUCACAAAACCCAAUUAGCCGGAGAUGGCCGCAACAUCCGCCGCUGCUGCAGCUGCUUCUUCCAUCAUGGGUACUCGGGUGGCUCCCGGUAUCCAUCCCGGUUCAGGUCGGUUCACAGCCGUGUUCGGUUUCGGAAAGAAGAAGGCAGCUCCCAAAAAGAGUGCCAAAAAGACGGUGACUACGGACCGGCCUCUUUGGUACCCAGGCGCCAUUUCUCCUGACUGGCUUGAUGGUUCCUUGGUUGGAGAUUACGGUUUUGAUCCCUUCGGUUUAGGCAAACCGGCCGAGUAUCUUCAAUUCGAUAUCGAUUCACUAGACCAGAAUCUGGCUAAGAACUUGGCCGGAGACGUGAUCGGAACCCGUACGGAAGCUGCCGACGCCAAAUCGACGCCGUUUCAGCCGUACAGUGAGGUGUUCGGAAUCCAGAGAUUCAGGGAAUGCGAACUCAUCCACGGACGGUGGGCGAUGCUCGCUACUCUCGGCGCUCUCUCCGUCGAAUGGCUUACCGGCGUUACAUGGCAAGACGCUGGCAAGGUGGAGCUUGUAGAUGGAUCGUCCUACUUGGGGCAGCCAUUACCUUUCUCGAUCUCGACAUUGAUAUGGAUCGAGGUGUUAGUGAUCGGCUACAUCGAGUUCCAGCGCAACGCCGAGCUUGAUUCGGAGAAGCGUUUAUACCCCGGAGGCAAGUUCUUUGACCCGCUAGGUUUAGCGGCUGACCCGGAGAAGACUGCUCAACUUCAGUUAGCUGAGAUCAAGCAUGCACGUCUUGCGAUGGUCGCCUUCUUGGGAUUCGCGGUUCAAGCGGCUGCAACAGGUAAAGGUCCACUCAACAAUUGGGCUACUCACCUCAGUGAUCCACUCCACACCACCAUCAUCGAUACCUUCUCCUCAUCUUAAAAUCAUUAUCAUGUGAGAUUCUAUUUGUAACUUAUGUAAAAACAGAGCUAUGAUGAUACUGAAUCGACUUUGGGCUUUUGCUUGUUUGGUUUAUUUACAUGUUUGGCCCAUGACAUUAAAUUGGGCUUCUCCUUAUUUACUAUACCUACUCGUCGUACAUUUUCAAAAUGUAUUUUUGUCGCAUAUACAGAUUGGCCCAAUAGCAGGAGUACAAGACCGACCCAUUAGUUAUGUUGUGAUUAUUUUUUCUUGAUUUGGACAAUGAAAAAGGAGAACCGUACAGAAAAACAAAUAAGUCCACAGAC